Messenger RNA from Mandrillus leucophaeus (drill), 1189 nucleotides. RefSeq names its product ladybird homeobox 2 (gene LBX2). The transcript has 2 exons. The coding region runs from base 171 to 767 and encodes 198 amino acids. Lineage: Eukaryota; Metazoa; Chordata; Mammalia; Primates; Cercopithecidae. Gene Ontology annotation, molecular function: DNA binding. The record is from RefSeq and is a predicted model, not a curated record.
GGGCCCAGGGUGGAGAGGUGGGGACGCAGGAGGAGGGGCACACAGGACUCGGGCCCAGAGCCGGGGGCGGGUCCGAGGCUAGGGGCCCGGAUCGGGAGCCAAGCGCUGGGACCCAGGCGGCUGCGGAGCCGAGCGCAGCGGGCAGCGGGACCGCCCCAGCCCGGCCGACCAUGAACUCGGGACGCGAGCCCCGAACACCCCGGACACUCUUAAGCAUCGCAGACAUCCUAGCCCCGGGCAUGGUCCCCCGAGCACCCUCUGCACCGCAGCUUCCAGAGUCGGGUCCGGGUCCAACGUCGCCGCUGUGCGCGCUGGAGGAGCUGACUAGUAAAACUUUCCGCGGACUUGACGCGCGCGCUCCGCAGCCCUCUGAAGGGCGGGCAGCCGCGAACGCGUUGGGCCCUGGCCCUGCCAGCCGCAAACGGCGCAAGUCACGCACGGCGUUCACCGCGCAACAGGUGCUGGAGCUGGAGCGGCGCUUCGUCUUCCAGAAGUACUUGGCGCCGUCCGAGCGAGACGGGCUAGCUACGCGACUAGGCCUGGCCAACGCGCAAGUGGUCACUUGGUUCCAGAACCGACGAGCCAAGCUCAAGCGCGACGUGGAGGAGAUGCGCGCCGACGUCGCCUCACUACGUGCGCUGUCCCCCGAAGUCCUGUGCAGCUUAGCACUGCCCGACGGCGCUCCAGAUCCCAGCCUCCGCCUCGGACCCGCCGGCCCUGACUCCCGGCCCCACCAGUCAGACGAGGAGAUACAGGUGGACGAUUGAAGAGAAAGCCUCCGCCAACCCUGGGCUCUGGGGUCCGGGACUCCUCACCUCGUGCUCUGCCUCCUGCGCGAGUUCCAGGGUGGAGGAAGGAGGUCCACUUGGGCCUCUUCCGGCCCACAGUCCAGACGCUCACCUUUCCCGGUUUUUUUUUUUUUUUUUUUUGUAAGUUUGUUUUGUUGUUUGAGACAGGGCCUUGCUCUGUCGCCCAGGCUGGAGUGCCGUGGAGCGAUCACCACUCACUGCAGCCUCGACCUCCUUGGCUCAAGCAAUCUUCCUGCUUCAAUCUCCUGACUAGCUGGGAUUACAAACGUGCAGCCCCACCUCAGCCUAAUUUUAAAAACUUUUUUUUAGAGAGGAGGUCCCGCUAUGUUGUCCAGGCUACCUUUCCCAAUAUUUUAGAAUAAAGUCGAGACUCUGCCGCA